This is a messenger RNA of Platichthys flesus (European flounder), 698 nucleotides long. Its product is annotated as histone H4-like. NCBI's taxonomy places the organism in Eukaryota, Metazoa, Chordata, Actinopteri, Pleuronectiformes, Pleuronectidae. Gene Ontology annotation, biological process: nucleosome assembly. The record is from RefSeq and is a predicted model, not a curated record. The transcript has a single exon. The coding region runs from base 387 to 698 and encodes 103 amino acids. Gene Ontology annotation, cellular component: nucleosome. Gene Ontology annotation, molecular function: DNA binding; structural constituent of chromatin; protein heterodimerization activity.
CGUGAGCUGAGUCUUUGUGUGACCACUGUCUUUCGUUCAAGGUUGCUCAAUAUUCACACAUUGUCUAAGUACUUCCACGAUCAGUCCUAAUGCUAUUCUUAUUUUAAACCAAUCCUUUUUCACAGGCACUAUUCCUACUUGAUGGAAACGUGCUACAUUCCUACUGCUACACAAAACUGAUAAAGUGUCAGACUUUAAUAUCCACCGUCCUACAACCAAACCUGCGGAGGCGCUAGCGCACCAUGGAAUUAUUCAUCAGCGGCCAUGAGAAUCCACAGAGGAAGAAGACGCCUGCCUCUGUCUUCUACCAGGUCCUCAGUCAGGCUAUGAUAAGCUGUGGUUCCGCGUAGCAGUGCAUUGACUAGAUCUCAUUUUACUGAAGAAAGAUGUCUGGACGAGGAAAGGGAGGAAAGGGGCUCGGUAAAGGAGGCGCAAAGCGUCACCUCAAAGUUCUCCGUGAUAACAUCCAGGGAAUUACCAAGCCCGCCAUCCGCCGCCUGGCUCGCCGUGGCGGAGUGAAGCGUAUCUCAGGUCUGAUCUACGAGGAGACCCGCGGCGUGUUGAAGGUUUUCCUGGAGAACGUGAUCCGCGAUGCUGUCACCUACACCGAGCACGCCAAGAGGAAGACCGUCACCGCCAUGGACGUGGUGUAUGCUCUGAAGAGACAGGGCCGCACUCUGUACGGCUUCGGCGGAUAA